GUUUCAUUGAGAAAUGAUGUGAUGACGAAUUCAUUAACAUUGAACGUAUAUAAUAGCUUUGCAACAAGUAGCACUGUUUAUUCCUCGGAAAAGCAUCAGAGUGGUUUUUACGCGAGUGUUAUUGUGAAGUGUUGAAGUUAAAACAAUUAUAAUGGAGUUUCCACACCUAGGACGGAAUUGUGCUUUUAGCACCUGUAAUAGACUAGAUUUUCUGCCCAUGAAAUGUGGAGCUUGUCUAGAAUCAUUCUGCUCAGACCACUUUGCCUACACAAACCAUGAUUGCCCUGAACCGACAAGAGAUGUCCAAGUACCUGAAUGUCCACUCUGCGGGGCCCCAGUGCCGGGGAAGCGUGGGGAGCGACCAGAUGUGGCCGUUAGCGAACAUAUAGACAACCAAUGCCAAUCUGACCCGGCUAAAGAAAGGAGAAAAAAGGUGUACACAAACCGUUGCGCCUACAAAGGUUGUAAGACGAAAGAAAUGAUACCAGUAGUUUGCAGCGAGUGUACUUUAAAUUACUGCUUGAAGCAUCGACAUACUACGGACCACGCCUGCGAGGGGCCGUUGGCGGCUAAGAGAAAACGUGCAGCUGAGGCAGCCAUGGUGAGGCUUCAAAGUGGACAAACGAAUAAGAUGCAGUUCCAAACACCCAUAGCGAGCAACCCGGGCCGGGCUCGCGUCGCCACUCUACAAGACGUGCAGGCGGUGCAGGGAAAUAUGUCGGAAGACGAAGCCCUAGCGCGUGCGCUGUCUCUGUCUCUCCAGAGCUCCUCGCUGGGCGGCGGCGACGCGGCCGUCGCGCGCGCGCUCGCCCGCCGCGUCGGAGGUGAGCAGAACUCGCGCUGUACCGUCUGUUAGGAGGCCUAAUACAUCUCCAAGAGCCCUGGACUUAACUAGCUUAUUCAUGUGGGAUGGGUUUGUGGAAGAUAGAACGAGCGUGCUGAGAGAGUAGUGUUGUGCUGUUUAAUAGGAGACCUAAUAGAUCUCCAAGGAAUUAAAUUGCUUAAGUGAGACUUUCUAUUAAUGUGGGAUCGGGUAAGAUUUUGGAGAGCAUAAUCUCUGUUAUACCGUCUCAUAGGAGGCCUAAUACAUCUCCUACAGUCCUCAACUUUCUGAGACAAUUAAUAUAGCCUUGUAAGGUACAAGUACAAAUUCAAUUCAAAUUUUGAGCCCUUAUAGAAAUAAAAUAAAGUUUCAAAUUAAAAAAGCGUGCUGCGUCUUACAAAGUUAAGGUGAGAAUUGGUUAAAAACGCUUGAGCAAUAUUUGAAAAAUUCAUGCUGUAGUCUUUGGGGUCGAAACGGCCUCCUAAACGUGGGAUUAGAAAAGUUUGUUCUGACUGAGUUAUAAGCUUCAGUGAUUUUUCAAAUCUAGCCGUAUAUUACAGUCACGUCUAAUAAUAUCAAUACGAACAAAGUGCCAAAAAUAUGUAUACACAACCUUAUUGCCCAUAUAUAUUAAGGUAGUGUAUACAUAUUAGUACUUUGUUCGUAUCGAUAUUUUCAGACGUGACCGUGAUUUAUAUUAUUUAUAUACGAUAUAUUAUGAUAUAUAUGACAGUGAUUUUUUUUGUAAUAAAAGUGAUAAAAAUGACCAGUCUCUCAUGAGCUAUUUUCUGAAUUGCUUGUUCAUUCGGCAAUCUCAACACGCAUGCUCAACUAUUAUUAAUAUUUAUUAUUACGUUAUUGUCACAAAUACCUAUAUAUAUACCCCCUUAUUCAUGAAACUUUACGGGCCUGAUUUAGUUAAAUUAUGUUUUAUCCCUUUCUUAAAAAUACAGAAAUCAAAAUGACAGAUAAAGAAAAACGAUUCAUAGCUAAAUCAGGCCAGUAACAUGUUUAUGAAUAACGCUAUUAGUGCUUAAGAUGACAACUGAUGUUUCACGAAGUAAUAGGGAGCGUGCAUGAACUGUAGGAGGCAGCACAGGAGCCGUCAGAUUUUUGGCGCGAGGCGUAAAUGUGGUGUUUUUUGUUCCGAUGUAGCCCACAAGAUGGCAGAACCUAUUCUGCACAAGAAAACACGUGACGUGUACAUGUGCAUGUUUAUGGUUCCGAUUCAGGCCACAAGAUGGCAGACCCUCCAACGCGCACGGUCCCUAUAGCGAAAAGAAUGCGCUAAUAUCAAUAAACCU
Molecule: messenger RNA, 2127 nt
Organism: Cydia pomonella (codling moth)
Lineage: Eukaryota; Metazoa; Arthropoda; Insecta; Lepidoptera; Tortricidae
Product: AN1-type zinc finger protein 2A
Exons: 6
Coding region: 152-856 (234 amino acids)
Biological process (GO): proteasome-mediated ubiquitin-dependent protein catabolic process; protein targeting to ER
Cellular component (GO): cytoplasm; endoplasmic reticulum
Molecular function (GO): zinc ion binding
Source: RefSeq, a predicted model, not a curated record